CCAUUUAUAGUCGUCAAACCCUGUCUUUCUCUCUCUUGGCUUUCACAUUCUCUCGAAACCCUAGAACCGUUUUGUCCUUUUUUUCUCCUCAAUUAGAUUCUCUCAAUCUUAAUGAAAUUUCACCAAAUCUUCAAAUCUAGACUCUCUGUAAUGUUGAUUUACAGCUGGAUUUGAAGAUACUUUAGUGUUUUUUUUUUUUUAAAUUUUUUUCUUUGAAAAAUUGAAGCAAAUGGAGGGCUCUGUAUCUGUUGCGAUGGAUGAUCUCGGAGCCCCACCGGAAUCAUGGGAGGUAGCUGACUUGGAUGCUAGUAUGAGGCGCCUUAUACUUAAUUCCAAGAACAAGGAUAAGGAUGACGAUAAUUCUGUUAAUAAUAAUAAUAAUAAUAAUAAUCAAUCUGAGCUGCUUGAUUCUUCGGGUUCGGGUUUGGGUGGUGGUGUGACGGAGGAUGUGGUUAAUACGGUGGAUCAGUUUCUUCGUGAGGCUUUACAAAACCCUCGAGAGCGUCUUUCCGUUCUGAGGAUGGAGCAAGACGUUGAAAAGUUCAUCAGGGAUCCCGGUCGACAACAGAUGGAAUUCCAACAGCUGCCGACCUCCUAUUUGCGACUGGCUGCUCACCGUGUGGCACAACACUAUUCACUACAAUCAAUGGUUUUGUUGGACAAUAGUCUACCGGAUGGCUCGGGUUCCAGAAUUAUUGUGCGCAAGACUUCUGAAUGUCGGAUGCCUUUGAUUCGCUUGGCUGACAUUCCGGUGAAUUUGCCUCAAGGAGAUACUGGUGUGGUUAAGGUUGCCAUAAAGCAGAGGCCACAGAAAGGUUCACAGUUAGCAGGUGGUAAUUCCAAUUCAUCAAAGGGAAAUUCUGCCAAAAGUGUUGAGGAAAGAAAGGAGGAAUAUAAUAGGGCUCGAGCACGCAUAUUUAACUCUAAUAGUUUAAGUGGGAGCUCAAAUGUAAAGCCUGAAACUGAACCAAGGUCACAGGAUACUUUCCAGUAUGGUCCAAUAGGCAUACCACAGUUAGAAGAAAAAGCCAGUCCAGCUGGUGGUUCUGAUUUGAAUACUGGGCGGUGUCUGAUUGAUUCUUCAACAAGUAGCAGUAGAUCAGCUAGAAGUAGGACAGAAAAGGAGCCAGUUGGUAGGUCUAAAUCUUAUAAUAAGGUGGCUAUCUUUCGUGAUCGGGAAAUUGACAGGAAGGACCCUGAUUAUGACAGGAGUUAUGACAGAUACAUGCAAAGGUUUGAUCCUGGGUUUGGAUUUGCUGGUGGCCCAUAUACAAUUCAGCCCAUGUAUGCUCCUGCAAUUAACUACAACACUGAGUUUCCCCAGCUUGGAUCUGCUAUUCGGUCUCCCAUAUCCGCUGAAAACCAACCUCGUCCACUGCCGCAACAUAUGCCUGGGCCUUGGGCAACACCAUCGACUCCUGGUAUUGGUUAUGGUCCAGCAGAGAGCAUGAUGCCUCCCCCUUUUAGUCACAAUCAUAUUAGUGCACGCUCAACUUCAGCUAUAUAUUUGCAUUCAACCCAAUAUCCUUGUCAGCGUCCUGGAAUGACUUUUAUCCAUCCUCACGAGCAGGUUCACCAACCCUUCUCACAGUCUCAUCAACUACAGUCUCAUCAACUACAACCUGAUGGUUUUGGAUUAGCCCGGCCCCGGUGAGGGGCACGGGCCAUGCCUGCAUCCUGCCACAUACAAUUCAGCAUCUUGAGGGGGAUGCUGAGCGGCAAAAUGUUGCAAUUGGCAGGAUGCAGGCAUGAACAACUGAGACUUGCUGGAGCGGAUUGUUCAGCUUGCAGUAUUUUAUGAAUCCAUCCACCAGUCUCAGUUUCACAGAGCCUCCUGUAUUGCUUUGAGGAUGCUCAUAUGUCCUGGCAGUUCCGUUGCAUGGAUGAGCACUCAAAGCUAUGAUGAUUACCGUGACGGCGAUGACGACGACAAAUUAAAUCAGCUAGAGUUCAGAGCCGGCAAUAUAAGAAGUUUGAUCUGUUUUAGCCUCAUCAAAGCUCCAAGCAGAAAGGAAACUUGGUUAGAGAUUUCGAGUAAAUGUGUCAACAGGACAUGCAGCCUAUGGUAGCUUUGGUGCUAGACUGACAGUGAUAACAGAGAGCUCCGUUCUCCUAUGGCAAAGCAAUCUCCAGGAGAGACUCUGCACAUUAUGUAUUUAAACGAAUAGUGUUUCCCCUUUUCUUUUCUUUUUGUUGGGACAAAAUAUUUGACUGUUUUGGUCUUUCCCUGACUUGUUUGUAGCUGAAGCGUUUUGUUUGGUAAGAACUCUUGCAUUUCUCGUUACCAAAA
This is a messenger RNA of Lycium barbarum (goji berry), 2290 nucleotides long. RefSeq lists its product as uncharacterized. NCBI's taxonomy places the organism in Eukaryota, Viridiplantae, Streptophyta, Magnoliopsida, Solanales, Solanaceae. Bases 230 to 1654 code for a protein of 474 amino acids. Gene Ontology annotation, molecular function: nucleic acid binding. The record is from RefSeq and is a predicted model, not a curated record. The transcript is spliced from 5 exons.